AUGACUGAAGUCCCCAAGGCCACGCCCACUUGCUGCGGCAAGAACUCGGGCAGCGAGUGUGUUUGCGCCAAGCAAGCCACCUGCUCCUGCGGCAAGCAGUCUGCCCUCAACUGCACCUGCGAGAAAGCCUCCGAUGAGAAUGCCGUCAGCGGUGCCCGAUGCUCGUGCCGCGCCCGUCCCGCCGGCCAGUGCAACUGCGACAAUGCGUCCAAGGAGAACGCAAAGGUCGCCGGCAGCACCUGCCAGUGCGGCUCCCGACCCGCCGACUCGUGCACAUGCGAGCGUGCCGGUGCCAGCGGCGGCUCGAAUGCCAAUGAGAUCGAUUUCACCACCAAGAAGUAA
Molecule: messenger RNA, 342 nt
Organism: Anthostomella pinea
Lineage: Eukaryota; Fungi; Ascomycota; Sordariomycetes; Xylariales; Xylariaceae
Source: the annotation of a GenBank genome assembly